GUGAAUGGAUUUUAAAACACGAUUUUAAGGUAGAACUAGUACAAUGGAUAAAAAUGGUGUAAUAGGAAUAGUUUAAAAGACUUCAUAACCAAUAAGUAAAUAAAGUGAACCAUAAAUAAUUACAACUAAUAUGAAUACGUAUUAAAAUCCUCCAUCAUACUAUUUUCAGAAGUUCCAAAAGAAUGCUUAGAAAGUAUUAUAAUCAGAAGCAGAUAUUGAUUUAACUCCUUCAACAAGAUCUGAUUAUCCAUCUUAUAAAUUUAGACAUGAUUUCUAAAAAUUGAAUAUGGAUGAAUAUGAAAUUAUCGCAAUUCCAAAAAAGGUAUUGGAAGGUGAGAAAUAUUCAAUGACUCAUUCAUUUGUUCCCGUAAUGAAUAAAGCAAUAAAUAACAAUAUGGGUAAUUCAUAGAUUGGUUAGAGUUAACAAUUGAUAAAAACUCAUUCAGAUAACAGUUAUUCAAGAUAAUUGAAGAAUGUUAAUCCAUAACAAAAUCCAAAUCCCUUUAUAUAGGCUGGGUAUGGAGCACUCAAACAGAAAUAGUUAUAUUUACAAAAUCUAAGAAAAUGACUUAGC
Molecule: messenger RNA, 574 nt
Organism: Paramecium sonneborni
Lineage: Eukaryota; Ciliophora; Oligohymenophorea; Peniculida; Parameciidae
Source: the annotation of a GenBank genome assembly